Aspergillus steynii IBT 23096 is the source of this 558-nucleotide messenger RNA. RefSeq lists its product as uncharacterized. The record is from RefSeq and is a predicted model, not a curated record. The transcript is spliced from 2 exons. Bases 1 to 558 code for a protein of 185 amino acids. Lineage: Eukaryota; Fungi; Ascomycota; Eurotiomycetes; Eurotiales; Aspergillaceae.
AUGCCAACUCCAAAGUCAUAUGUUACCUGGUUCGAUGAGGAUGACUGGAUCAGCGCUGUCAUUUCUUUCCCUUCCGGUUCAAAAUGGAGAGUGGACACCAAAAUUGGAGAGCACGAAUAUUACCAACCCCAGCUUGAUGUAGAAGAGCUGGGGGUCCAAUCCGAGGCACGCGGGUCGUUCAUUUGCUCUAAAUUAUCAGGAGAUGGUCCACCGAGUACCUUUCUGAAAGUUCGUCUCCAGAUUCCGUGGAUUGGAACAACCACAAAAAAAUCAUCGAUUCGUGCGCAGCAGGCCACUUCAGAUUUUCCUCCAGGUUUUCAUACUGAAAUUGAAGAUUUAUCCGUUUUAAAAAAGGCGAACUGCUCUAGCACCCCUUCCCUCCUCGACUGGAAGGAAGAGCAGCAGACUAAUGAUGAAUGGAUACCAGGAGGAUUUAAGCUGUGCAUCCUUAUGGAGCGACUCCCGGGGAUAGAUCCAUCCGAUGGAUUUAUAAAUCGGACAAUGGAUCGUCCUGAACGGGAUGCUCUACGAGCGGCCUUUAAGACAGCUUGGAUGUGA